Protopolystoma xenopodis is the source of this 1923-nucleotide messenger RNA. The record is from the annotation of a GenBank genome assembly. NCBI's taxonomy places the organism in Eukaryota, Metazoa, Platyhelminthes, Monogenea, Polystomatidea, Polystomatidae.
AUGAACGUAAGAGAUUCAACAAAAAAAUUUGCCUACAUCGACAACUUAUUUCGCACACGAAGAAAUCUUUCCAUUAUUCAUGAUAACGAAACCCCUUGCUCCUCACGAGGUCUCGGAAGAAGAUUGUUUACUAUUGCCUCGUAUCGAAACCGUGGUUACUCACCUAUGAUGUCAAAGUCGUAUGAAUCAAAUUGUCAAAAUAUUCGCCAAAAUUUCUUCAAGGGUACCAAUUUUCAUCAUCAUCAGGCGUUUCUGAAUCACGGCAUGAAUACUUCCUCAAAUAUGCAUGAAAAUGAAGACUUUCCAAACCUCUCUAAUGAAAAACUCUAUCGAUCUUUGUCUUUAGAUGAACUAGCCAAGAAAGAGAAUAGUAUUUGUUCUCCAGGCGUCCCUCCUAAUUCGCUUUCUAAGCUACGCAUAUUAUCCGAUUUAAACCUGAAUGCUCUGCCAUUCGAUUCCAUGCAAGCUAGUAGGUGCCACUCGGAUCCCGAACUUUACUUAGUUCUUACUCUUCAGUCACAUGCGCCAGCCGACCAGGUGCUGCCCGACAACCCCGAAGUAUCAGGAUGUCACGUUCGACCUUCAGUGGACUCUCCUAUCCACACUUGUAACAAGGUGAGCUUGCUUCAAAUAAAUGAACAGCUUGAAGCGAAGUUUCAGUGGCCGUUUUGCUUCCAAAUGGGUUGCCCUCCCGAUCCCGAACCAGAUGCUACAAGGUCGAUAGAUGGCCUCACCUCAGUAUCACGAAUUCUCUCCGUUUAUCGAAGUUCGAGGAGCCGCGACAAGAUUUGUGGCUAUGAUGAGGAUGACAGGAAUGAUGAAGAGGAUGAAGAAUCAGAAUUCGAGGGUCAGACGCAGCUCUGCUCACCAUUCGCAACUACUAGCACCUUCUCAACGCGAGUCAAUCUUCCGGCCCGGUCAGCCAGGCCUGGCCCUUGUGAUCCAGUGGAUGCAUUCUAUCCCGGUUCUCUCUCAGCCGCUUUCGCUAGGCAGCCUCGUCGUCACCCCCUGCCCAGGCGUCCCUUGUUGGCCUCCUGUAGCAUGCCAGAGUUGACAGAUUCGGUUUCGGCCGGCCGUCAUACAACUAUAUCAGACAUUCUCCUCUCAAUCUGGUUAAAAUGCAUGAUUCGUCCUUUUUGUGCAUGCAUGAGGUGCCCUUCUUCACUGUCCUCCUCCAUGAAGUCAUCCAUAUCAGAAACCAACACAGGUAACAGCUUUUCCGUGUCACCUGCAGAGGGGUCUUGGUGUGGCAAUGUCUUCGGGGCCAGAGCCAUCAGCUGCUGCUAUUGUCACUUCCUCCGAUCUCUUUUAUCCAGAUCCUGGAAUCAUGCCACUGAUUCUCACUCAUCCAUAAAUAAAGCAUUUUUAUUUGGUAUGACAUCUUCCUUGUUUCCGGGUGUCGUUAUCUCGUCCACUGCCUCCUCGCACCCGCUUAUUCCCAUAAGCUGCAAUACAGUAGCCCAACUUUCUAUAGAACCAACGGAACUCGACAGGAUCUCUCGGUCUCGACAGUCACGCGUUACCUGCGGGCGGAAGAAGCGAAGCCUGCGACGAACACGCUCUUUGUUGUCGGUUAGUAUGACCAAAGUACGACUCGACAUCCUCACCAAGAUGCUAGAUCUGACCGUCUUCCGCAGUCCGGCCUUCUGUCUCUUCCUCGCCUCCAACGGGCUUCUCUUCUUUUGGUACAAUGUCACUUUCUUCUUUAUGAGCCUGCGUGCCGAGCAGCAAGCAGGCAUCUCAGAUGUCUUGUCCGCCUACCUCUUAUCGGUGCUUGGAGUCGCCAACAUGAUUGGCGAGGUGUUGGUCGGUUGCCUGGCUGAUUGUGAAGGUGUAGACACUCUGCUUCUAUACAUCAUUUGCAUGCUUAUCUGCGGCGUAUCCACCACCAUGCAAAAUAUUAGGGAGCUCAUUGUAACUUAA